Molecule: messenger RNA, 2376 nt
Organism: Acanthosepion pharaonis
Lineage: Eukaryota; Metazoa; Mollusca; Cephalopoda; Sepiida; Sepiidae
Source: the annotation of a GenBank genome assembly
AUGUUCGGCGAAGCACUACGCGGUCACGUGACAACCCGCAUCCUCUCCAUUGCCACUCGGAUCAAUUCUGAAGUUUACUACGACGAUUUCAUUGGGAAUGCAGAUCGGACAUUAUUCAAUAAGCCAAUAAACAAGGCAGAAGAUCGGCUUUUUUCGACCGCUAUGGCCACGAACGCAUUACAGAGAAUUUGGACCAUGUACAACGAGACUUCAAAGCGCAAUAACUGGAUUCACCAAACUCCGAGUCUUGUUCGGGAAACUGUGAAUAAAACGAUUGAUUAUCUUCAGAAGAAUAUCUUCAAUUUACAAUUCAAGCCGUCGAAUGCUUUUUACUCAGGUUCAGUAAAAGGAACGACGACUCUUCCCUUUGUUUAUCCUGCAAAUCGUAAAGUAGGAAUCCCGAAUGCCAAUUACUUCUUGUACGGAAUGGAGAGUGUUAUUUCCGAGGAAGAAUAUUUGAAAAUGACCAAGGAACCACAUGUUCAGAACAUGACCACUCCGAUGGAGUUUCAUGGUUUUAAUAAUGACAGUUCUGCUUUUCCUUUUUGGAAUUCUCCGCCUUAUACUUACGCCACAGCCCUCCUGGCUUUAAGCCAGAUUGUUUUGGAACGAGAAAGGAAAGGAAAGGUAAGAUCAAUUAUGGGAAGUAGAAAUCUUGGUUCCUCUUUCACAGCAACCCAACGGCUGAAUCGCUCAAGUCUGAGAUCAAACCAAGAUAGCAAAACCAACCAUGAUGAAGACACACAAUGUUAUUUAUUUCAUAAGCACAUCCUUGGGAAGAUGUCAAAAUUGAGGCCUUUGUUCUUCAGUGAGAAAGCAUUGUUCAUGGGACUGAUGGCCUUCCGUUUCCUGAAUGCCUUCAUGAUUCAGACUCAGUACGUCCCUGAUGAAUAUUGGCAAUCUCUUGAAAUUGCACAUUCAUAUGUGUUUGGUUAUGGCUACAAGACAUGGGAAUGGAAGAAUGGACUGCGAGGUUUUCUCUAUCCUUCUGUGUUUGUUGUCCUCUUCAAAUUCUUGGAUAUUUUUCGACUUGAUUAUCGCAUUCUCCUGAUCAAACUGCCAAGAAUUUUACAAGGGAUUCUUGCAGCUACUGGGGACUUGUAUUUAUACAAAUUAUCAUCUCGUUUAAGUAACAAAAGUGUGGCCCAAUGGACGCUGGUCUGUCAGCUUCUCUCCUGGUUCACCUUUUACACCUACACUCGGACACUGACCAAUGGGGCUGAGACAGCUCUCACUGUUAUUGCUCUUUAUUACUACCCCUGGCCAGCCACUAAAUCUGUAGGUCAAAAUUCCACCAUCAAAUUUCUUUUGCUGGCUGGUAUCUCUGUGAUUGUACGUCCAACUGCUGCUAUUACAUGGAUUCUGAUGUGUGGCUGGCAUGUCCAACGACAGUUUUCUAUUAGAAUUUUUCUUCAGUAUUGCUUUGCAAUUGGGACAUGCCUUUUGCUCUCUAUCCUGGUUGACUUUGUCGGUUAUGGGCGCCUUGUUCUUGUACAUUACAACUUUUUCCAUUUUAAUGUAAUGUCUGAUCUUGGAGCUUUCUAUGGUUCCCAUCCAUGGUACUGGUAUUUCUUGCAAGGCUACCCUGUUGUCAUGGCAAUGCACCUAUUGCCUUUCAUCUUUGGUGUUGUAAAAGCAAAGAACAAAGUACUCUUGGUACUUAUUCUAUGGACAAUGCUAAUCUACAGUUUCCUCAGUCAUAAAGAAUUCCGCUUCCUGUUACCCAUAGUCCCUCUGUCAAUGUAUUACUGUGGAAUCUUCUUUCACUCUUUGUGUCAAGAUACAGAAUCAGCAGAAAGUGAAAGUGAAAGUUCUCUGGCCAGUGACAAUGUGCGCCAACCUUCUGGUCGGAGACAGGUUAGCAGUAGCGGAGAUGAUGAGCACAAAUCUCGGCUAUCCAUGGUGUACAUCCUGCUGAUUCUUCUGCUAGUAACUAAUGUGCCUAUAGCCCUUUAUUUUAGUCUCAUCCAUCAAAGAGGCACUGUGACAGUUAUGAAAUACCUGCAUGAUGAAGACGUAAACAGACCAGCCAAUGUCCUAUUUUUAAUGCCUUGCCACUCAACACCUUAUUACAGCUACUUGCACCGUUAUGUGAAGAUGCGGUUCCUGACAUGUGAGCCAAAUUUAAAUCAGGAUGUUGGUUAUGUUGAUGAAGCCGAACAGUUUUACAAUGAUCCAGUCAGAUGGCUGGAUGCAGAAUUCACUCAACUAGCUGCACACAAACAACCAACACACAUCGUCUACUAUUCAUCGCUCCAUGACACCCUCUUGCCUUAUUUAAACCAAUACAACUAUUCUAAAUGUGCACAAUUCUUCCACACACAUUUCCCAGAUGGAAGAGUUGAUUCAGAAAUCUUUGUCAGCUGUAGGCUUUAA